Molecule: messenger RNA, 509 nt
Organism: Gryllus bimaculatus (two-spotted cricket)
Lineage: Eukaryota; Metazoa; Arthropoda; Insecta; Orthoptera; Gryllidae
Source: the annotation of a GenBank genome assembly
AUGCAUUGCCGCAACAUUGUGAUGAAGGGAUUGGCCAAUGCUGACCUCGUAAGCUUACGCAUAGAAAAAUCGUUCUUUGUGAAUGUUAUUCGGAUUCCACGUCUGGAACUUUCAGGCGACUACUCAGUGGAUGGACGAGUUUUAUUACUUCCCAUUAAAGGAAGCGGCAAGGCCGUUUUCGUUUACGAAAAUGCUGUCGUAUUCUACAAACAAAACCAUGUACUGGAGAAAGAACGAGAUCGUUAUUAUCUCAGAUUUGGUGAGAAUAGUGCCACAUUCAACUGUUCUAAUGCUCACUUUACUCUGGAAAAUCUGUUCAAUGGAGACAAACAAUUAGGCACCACCCUCAACAACUUCCUGAACGAGAACUGGCGAGCUGUGGUGGACGACCUGGGGCAGCCGUUCGUGGAGGCGGCGGCGCAAGUCAUUCGCGAGUUCGCCUUCGCCAUCAUAGGCAACGUUCCAUACGACGAGAUCUUCGACGACGUGGAGUUGCCAGAGUGAACUUU